This is a messenger RNA of Condylura cristata (star-nosed mole), 1344 nucleotides long. RefSeq names its product tropomyosin 2 (beta) (gene TPM2). Gene Ontology annotation, biological process: muscle contraction; actin filament organization. The record is from RefSeq and is a predicted model, not a curated record. The transcript is spliced from 9 exons. Lineage: Eukaryota; Metazoa; Chordata; Mammalia; Eulipotyphla; Talpidae. Gene Ontology annotation, cellular component: actin filament. Gene Ontology annotation, molecular function: actin filament binding. Bases 240 to 1094 code for a protein of 284 amino acids.
GCGACCGCGCCUCCAGACCAGUCUGUGCUUCUGCCCCUACAAGGUUUGAACUGCGGUGGGGGAGGGUCCCUGCCCCCGGCUCCGCCCGGUCGCUCCCAGCCUUUUAGGCGCCGGGCGGCUUGGGACAUCCCAGUCCUGCUCGGUCCUCCACACUCGCCUCCCGUGCGCCUCGUCCGCGCAGACAGCCCAGUUCGCUCCAUCCGCACUGCUCGCCGGUCGGCCCGCCCCCCACCGCAGCCAUGGACGCCAUCAAGAAGAAGAUGCAGAUGCUAAAGCUGGACAAGGAGAAUGCCAUCGACCGCGCCGAGCAGGCCGAGGCCGACAAGAAGCAGGCGGAGGACCGCUGCAAGCAGCUGGAGGAAGAGCAGCAGGCCCUCCAAAAGAAGUUAAAGGGGACUGAGGACGAAGUGGAAAAGUAUUCUGAGUCCGUGAAGGAUGCCCAGGAGAAACUGGAGCAGGCCGAGAAGAAGGCCACUGACGCCGAGGCAGAUGUGGCUUCCUUGAACCGCCGCAUCCAGCUGGUAGAGGAAGAGCUGGACCGGGCACAGGAGCGUCUGGCCACAGCCCUGCAAAAGCUGGAGGAGGCUGAGAAAGCUGCAGACGAGAGUGAGAGAGGCAUGAAGGUCAUUGAAAACCGAGCCAUGAAGGAUGAGGAAAAGAUGGAACUGCAAGAGAUGCAGCUGAAGGAGGCCAAGCACAUUGCCGAGGAUUCAGACCGCAAAUAUGAAGAGGUGGCCAGGAAGCUGGUGAUCCUGGAAGGAGAGCUGGAGCGCUCAGAAGAGAGAGCGGAGGUGGCUGAGAGUAAAUGUGGGGACCUAGAGGAGGAGCUGAAAAUUGUUACCAACAACUUGAAAUCCCUGGAAGCCAAAGCGGACAAGUAUUCCACCAAAGAAGAUAAAUACGAAGAGGAGAUCAAACUGCUAGAGGAGAAACUCAAGGAGGCUGAGACCCGAGCAGAGUUUGCUGAAAGGUCUGUGGCGAAGUUGGAGAAAACCAUCGAUGACCUGGAAGAUGAAGUGUAUGCACAGAAGAUGAAGUACAAGGCCAUCAGUGAGGAGCUGGACAACGCACUCAACGACAUUACCUCUCUCUGAGGCCCAUAGCAGUGUGGCCCCCUGAGGCGGCCUUCUCUCCUCUCCUUUCUGUUCUCUCCAUGGGGAUGGGCGUGGGCAGGAGAAGCAAAGAUUGCCAAGAUUGCACAUCCAGACUGGGCAAGGCCUGGGAGAGCCCCGUCACAGCUGCCACCUAUCCUGGCACUUGCUUUAUCUUUCUCUCCAUCCACUCCCCACUCCUCACCCCCAGUCUCUACCUCUCUGCGGCUUAAUAAACUCAACUUGGUCUCCA